UCGUGGUCUGUAAAUACAAGCUUUGAAAAUCUGAUUGAUAUCUACCAAAAAUCAAUCAUGUCUUCUUCUUCCUCCUCCUUGAAACUCUUCACCAUUGUUCUUCUCAUCAUUUUCUUCUUCUGCACCCCAUCAAACUCCGCCGGCGUUCCUAAAGAUAAAACUUUUAAAUAUGAAAUCGCAAGUGGAAUCACCAACAUUGAUGUAGAGUAUGCUGCCGACUACAGACCGAUCGACAUAUCAACAGGUCCCUUCCAGCUCGGUUUCUACAACACCACUCCCAACGCGGCAACCUUCGCCAUGAAAUUAGGGCGUCCCAGAUCCAGCUCAGUCCGUCGGUGGGUCUGGGAGGCCAAUCGCGGCAAACCCGUCAAGGAAGGCGCCACCAUUUCCUUUGGCACUGACGGAAACCUCGUUCUCGCCGAAGCCGACGGUCAGGUCGUGUGGCAGACCGCCACCGCCAAUAAGGGCGUCGUGGACUGUCAACUCCUCCCUAACGGAAACUGGGUGUUGCUCGAUUCCAAGGGCAAAUUUGUUUGGCAAAGCUUUGAUUACCCAACCGACACCCUUUUGAUCGGACAAUCCAUUCGUGCCGGCGGAGUAAACAAACUUGUAAGUCGAGCUUCUAACCAAGAGAAUUCAAAUGGAGCUUAUAGCUUGGUGUUAGAGCCUAACAAAGGCUUAUCUUGGUUCUACACAAUCCCCAAUUCUCCAAAUCCCCUGCUUUAUUAUUCGUCAGCGGAUUGGGAUAACCGUUUUGAAUCCGACGACUUCGUCGUCCCCGGCGAAUCUAUAAAGUUUGAUAUGCAAACUGAAAUAGACCCUUCUUCCGGUGUCCUGACUAGAAGCUACCUAUCGUUCGGACGAACUCUGGCAGUUCCAAGUUAUAACGCAACGUUUUCGUUUCUGCGAUUGGGAAUAGACGGCAGGCUGAUCAUAUUCACCUACAAUGAUCACGUGAACAGUUCAGCUUGGUUGGAGGUGUUUAGUCAGUUUACUAAUGAUGUGCGGUUCGUAGAGGAUAACGAUGAGGCCCAGUUGCCGGAGAAGUGCGGGAAGUUUGGGUUGUGCAGCAAGAACCAAUGCGUGGCUUGUCCGACCGAGAAGGGUCUGUUGGGUUGGAGCGAAGAGUGUGAGUUGAAGAAGGUGGGUUCGUGCAAGACUGGUGAUUUCCAUUACUAUAAGCUUGAGGGGGUGGAGCAUUAUAUCAGCAAAUUCAACAAGGGAAGUUCGAUGAAGGAGAGCGAUUGUUUGAAGAAAUGCAGCAGCGAUUGCAAGUGUUUGGGUUAUUUCUACUUCAGAGAAUCUGAGAGCUCGACAUGUUGGAAUGUGGAUGAUAUUAAGACACUUAAGAAAGUUGAUAAUAAAAAGCAUGUUGGAUAUAUCAAAGUAUCCAACAAAUAACCAUGGAUUCGGACUGGAGUGGAGUUCAGUUGGCUGCAAAAUAAGGAUGAUGAAGGAAAUCCCAUGUACCUCAUUUUUUAUUCCACUUGUAAUAUGUAUGGUAAGAUUGAGAAUUCAAAUAAAUCUU
Molecule: messenger RNA, 1528 nt
Organism: Impatiens glandulifera
Lineage: Eukaryota; Viridiplantae; Streptophyta; Magnoliopsida; Ericales; Balsaminaceae
Product: epidermis-specific secreted glycoprotein EP1-like
Exons: 1
Coding region: 58-1401 (447 amino acids)
Source: RefSeq, a predicted model, not a curated record